UUAGUCAUUACUAUAUGACGAAAAACACUAUUAAAUCUUCAGUAUGAUUUUAACAUUGUCAUAGUGAAUGUGAAUCUGUGAGGUUAAUUACAAGAAUUUUUUCAAUACAAUAAUAAUAUUAAAAUGAUGAAAUCAUUUUUGAUUUUCGGGACAAUUUAUUUACUCGUUCUAAAAGUUUCAAUAAUCGAUGCUAAACUGGAAUUGGUAGGAACCGGUGAUCCGAAUAUCGAUUUUGUUGAUUCGGUAAGUUCUGUUACUAUCUUGAUGGAUGAAGAAAACCAAGGAGAUGUUAUUAUCGCCUAUAUUAUACAGGAUGAAGGAACGAACACGCCAGAGAUUCAAUUCAUUCCUGCAUCAGAUUCAGAAGUUACCGGGAUGAAAAUUAUUGCAAGUGGGGUAGAAAAAAUAUUUAAUCUGGUAGUCACGAAAAGACAAGAUUACGAAUCCGAGUACAAAUCGUUUGUUUUUGAUAUUUGGGAUAACGUUGAUGAGUUGCAGAAACAGGUUAACUUGAGAAUCAAAAAUAUUGACGAUAACGUACCGUUUUUAACAUCCAAUGAUCUACAAUGUUCUAUUAGAGAAGCUGAAUGUUGUGAUACUGGAUGUGAGUAUUUAAUAACCGAUGAUGACAGGGAGAUGGAUCAAAUCUCGUGGUUAAUUAACGGUGAAGAAACGGACGAACGUUUCGAAUUUGAGCUAAUUUAUCCAGAUAAUUUAAAAGAUAACGAAAUGGCUAUAACACUAAAAUUAAGAAAAGAAUUAGAUUACCAAGAUGGUUCUUUUUACGUAAUAAACCUAUCAAUAAAAGAUACGGUUCACUCACCUGAUCCUAUAAGAAUCGUUGUUCCUGUCAUUGAUGUUCCCAAUUUACCUCCGGUUUGGGUUAAAAUCUUUCAUUCGAAAACAUUUGACGGAGCGUUAGAACAAGAAUUUCAAGUAGAAGCAAGAGAUGGUGAUAUAGGAAUCGACACUAAAAUCUAUUACCAACUCAAUUUUGACCCAAUCGAAGAUUGGAAUAAUAAAGUUUCUAUACAUCGCGAUGACGGGAAAAUCAGUGUUGGGAAAUUAGAUGAGGAAAAUCGUGAUACUUUCACUUUUAAGGUAAAGGCGUGCGAAGAAGAUAGUUAUGAGUCUGAAGAAACAUGUAUUGAACAUGAAAUAGUAUUCAUUUUAUUUUAAUUAAUGUUCAUUAAAAAAUCCAUUAUAACAGUAAUAUGUGAACGAAAUUUAAAAUUAGUUAUUUAUGAAAUAGUGUGUGAAGCUGUUUGCACACGAACGCAAUGUUUAUAGCGUGAGUGUGCAAAAAGCACUUCACGCAAAGUUUCAUGCAAUAUCUUAUCUACGACUACUUGGAUAAGUCAUCAUUACCGCACUCAUUUGAUAUGAUUUAAGUUACGUAAUGAAGUUCAUUACCGCUUUGAUUUCAUUACGUAACGCAUUUUUAGCCCAAUCAGAACAGACUUAAUUUAUUGAAACGAGCAACAAUACAAAAGAAAAAUUGCUACCUAUUUAAAGAGAAACAAUAUGUACUAUUUAUUAUAAACAUUAAUUGUUAUGUUUUUACAUUUCGAAACAC
Messenger RNA from Onthophagus taurus, 1576 nucleotides. RefSeq names its product protocadherin Fat 4-like. Lineage: Eukaryota; Metazoa; Arthropoda; Insecta; Coleoptera; Scarabaeidae. Gene Ontology annotation, cellular component: plasma membrane. Gene Ontology annotation, molecular function: calcium ion binding. Gene Ontology annotation, biological process: cell adhesion. The record is from RefSeq and is a predicted model, not a curated record.